AUUGCCAGUUUAAUUAGUGGAUUCUUUUUUUAAAUGUGUCCACAUUUCACGCUUGCUUAUAAAAGGGUCUUUUUUAAACAGUAAUCAGUUGCAAUGUUAUGCAUUAAUUUACCUCGGAGAGGCAUGCUUCCUUCUUUGUAUAAAUUCUGCUAUCAAGUGGCUUUUGGCAAAAGUUAACUCAUGCUGAAUUUAGGAAAUGGAACAUCUGUGAAUUUGACCCACUUUUCUUUAUUGUUUAUUAUUUUUGUGAUAUGUCAUGGACAUUGACGUCUAUUGUAACAACAUUGAACAAUGAGUGUGGCAAUACCCUGUUUGGCAAUGCAGUUCAGUCACCCCCUGUUUCUUCACAUAACCAAUCAAACGCUGACUCUUCCUUGGCAAACAGAUGAACACGGAAGCAAAAGAAGCCAUUUUUCAAUCCGAAGAUGACUCGGAUCAAGAUGAAACAACCCAAAAUAUCAUAGAGGAAAGUCUCAUUGAAUACAAAAAGCUCAAGGGACUGAAUCCAAGUCAUCUGAAAGUUACCGAAGACCCUGAUGAUAUAUUCAAAGCAAUUGCGGAGGGUGAUGAGGGUGCAGUCAAACGACUAAUGGAACAACCAGAGGCUCUGUCAAGAGUUAAUGAGCAUGGGUGGAUCCCUCUGCACGCAGCUGCAGUACAGGAGAGUAAGCACAUACUCAAGAUAAUCUUUUCAGCUUCACCAUUUGGGGCUGCCCAAUGUCGUACAUUCAAGGGGGAGACACCAUUGUUUUUAGCGGUAGUUUAUGGCCGUAGGCACAACUCCACAUUUCUUUUACAAAAUGGCUGUAACCCCAAUCUCCAGGACGAUGAGCAAGAUUCUCCAUUAAUGGCAGGUAGUUCCUGUAUUUCUAUAAAAAUGAGUAUUUUCCUUCAUUUUUAUGUCCCUGUUGCUCCUUAUUUCUCAGCGAUUCUAAAUGACCAGUACGACCUGGCAACACUAUUGCUCCACUACGAUGCUCAAGUGGAUCAGCUAGGCCCGCUAAGCAGGACAGCGCUGCAUGAGGCUGCCUUCCUUGGCCUGGAGAACUUUGUCUAUCUGCUCCUUGAGUCCGGUGCCAACCCAAAUGCGUGUGACAUAAUGAAGAAAACACCACUUGCUCUGGCUACACAAAAAGGGCAUCUAAAUGUGGUGGAGCACUUGUUACUGAAAGGGACAAAUGUUGAGUGUGAAUCAGAGUCUGGCAGUAUCUUGUUUGAGGCAGCAGCAUCAGGAAACCCCAAUGUAAUAUCCUUGCUGUUGGACCAUGGAGCAGAUGCUAACUUGCCCUCAUACAGUGGCCACCUGCCAAUUCACCGUGCGGCAUACCACGGUCAUAUACUGGCAUUGCAGCGUCUCAUCCCAGUGACUAAACUGUGUGCAAUAAAAGAGAGCGGGAUGAGUCCUCUUCACUCUGCGACUGCUGAAGGGCAUGCACAUUGCAUGGAGGUGCUGCUCAAAGCUGACUUUGACCCAAACCAAAUGUUACACCCGAGGAUGCGACGCAACUAUGAUGAUGAAUGCAAGUCUGCCCUUUUUUUCGCUGUGUCCAACAAUGAUCUUCAGUGCACUCGCCUGUUGCUGGAGGCAUGGGCCAUGGUGAACCAGGACCCUGUCACUUGUUUACAAGUGGCAAUGAGACAGGGCAACUAUGAACUCAUCAAUACCUUGCUGAAGUUUGGGGCAAAUGUAAACUAUUACUCUCGCGUCAACACCACCCACUUUCCCUCUGCCCUGCAGUAUGCAUUAAAAGAUGAAGUCAUGCUGAGAAUGAUUCUGAACCACGGCUAUGAUGUAAAGCGAUGCUUCAAUUGCCCGUAUGGUGACAGUUGCCAUGACAUGGCUCCCUGGACAACAUCGGACAUCAAAGAUAUGGUGUUUUGUGAGGUGAUAACAGUGUCUUGGCUCAAGCAGUUUUCUGCUCAGGUGGUUCGAAUCAUGCUCGACUACACCAACCAUGUCUCCUUCUGCGCCAAACUGAGGGACGUCUUACAGGAGCAGAAGCAAUGGGCACAGAUCUGCCACAUCCAAAGAAAUGCGCGAAGCUUAAAGCACCUGUGCCGGCUGAAGAUUCGAGAGCACCUUAACGGACUACGUUUGAAAGCACCCGUUUUAAUCACUUACCUCCCUCUUCCCCCCAUACUGAAAGAGUACCUACGUUACAAGGAGUUUGAUGUGUACCACAGGGGCAGCACAGAUACUGUGUGUUCAGUCAUGUCAUAAACGCCUCAGUUCCAUUAUAUUGUACCAAGUUGCAUGACAUUGUCAUUCUCCAUGUGAUUAAAAGAGUCUUUAAUGGAUAUGAUCCAUGACUGUACCACUGCCCUACAGAUAGUGCCUACAGUAUUUCGCUCCUUAUAUUUGAUGCACAACCACUCCCAGUCGAUAGUCUUGAAUGGCACCCUUUGCGACAACCAAUGGCAAGUAUUAUCAUUGACAACAUUUACAGUACAUAUUGUAUGGAUGUGGCAAAGUGAAACGAUUUGUGAAGAAGUCUCAUUCACUUGGUCCUUGGAGAGCUGUCAUCAAGCCACAAGAUGUUGGAUUAACACUGGACAAUUGUGAUUGUAUUCUGUCAGUCUAAUUCAAUUUUUCCGAAUAUCAUUUGAUGAUUUUAACCCGCCUCAAAACUCACUUGUAUUCUUUGGCAUUUGACUCAGCAUGACUCGGAUUUGUUCUUGGUUUUGCUGUUCGGUGCUUUCUACCGUCUUUGUUACUGAUUUGUUGCUUUACUGUUGCAUAUGUUAGUUGCUCCAUGUACAGCACUUUGUAUGCAGCGAUGGCUGUUUGAAAGUGCUCUAUAAAUACAGUUGAGUUGAGUUGAGUUGAGGGCUAUUACAAUGGCCACAUCCAAUAUGGCAGAUGCGACGACCAUAUAACUUUGAACAGGACAUCCGUUUCAUUAGGUGUCCACAGCAGAAAUAAAAAGAAAAA
Hippocampus zosterae (dwarf seahorse) is the source of this 2932-nucleotide messenger RNA. It is a transcript of the gene asb14b, whose product is annotated as ankyrin repeat and SOCS box containing 14b. Gene Ontology annotation, biological process: intracellular signal transduction. NCBI's taxonomy places the organism in Eukaryota, Metazoa, Chordata, Actinopteri, Syngnathiformes, Syngnathidae. Gene Ontology annotation, molecular function: protein binding. Bases 386 to 2221 code for a protein of 611 amino acids. The record is from RefSeq and is a predicted model, not a curated record. Gene Ontology annotation, cellular component: cytoplasm. The transcript has 8 exons.